GUGAUGCUCGUCAAGGCGCGCGACCACGGGACGGUGUACGCGAUGAAGGUGCUCUCCAAGGCGGUGCUGCUGGAGCGCAAUGAGGUGACGCACACGCGGACCGAGCGGAAGACGCUCGAGGACACGCACCACCCCUUCCUCGUCCACCUGCGCUUCGCCUUCCAGAGCCCGUCCAAGCUGUUCCUCGUCAUGGACUACUGCUGCGGCGGCGAGCUCUUCUACCACCUCAAGUGCCGCGGCCGCUUCGACGAGCCACGCGCGCGGCUGUACGCGGCCGAGAUCGCGUCGGCGCUC
Messenger RNA from Emiliania huxleyi CCMP1516, 294 nucleotides. RefSeq lists its product as hypothetical. The annotation marks the transcript as partial. The record is from RefSeq and is a predicted model, not a curated record. The transcript has a single exon. NCBI's taxonomy places the organism in Eukaryota, Haptophyta, Isochrysidales, Noelaerhabdaceae. Gene Ontology annotation, molecular function: protein kinase activity; ATP binding. Gene Ontology annotation, biological process: protein phosphorylation.